Messenger RNA from Andrographis paniculata, 2082 nucleotides. RefSeq names its product protein NAR1. The coding region runs from base 320 to 1714 and encodes 464 amino acids. The transcript is spliced from 12 exons. Gene Ontology annotation, molecular function: 4 iron, 4 sulfur cluster binding. NCBI's taxonomy places the organism in Eukaryota, Viridiplantae, Streptophyta, Magnoliopsida, Lamiales, Acanthaceae. Gene Ontology annotation, cellular component: cytosol. The record is from RefSeq and is a predicted model, not a curated record.
ACAUGUGCCAUUCAACUUUACCUUUUUCCGUGUGAUUCGGGAGUCCACUCAAUUAUAUAAUGAAAUCAUAAUUAAACAAUCGAUUCGCCUUUCGAUAUCGUAUCGUCGGAAGCAGCUCUGGUAAUGAUUCCGGCGGACCAUGAUCGGAAUCCUCAACUGGUGGAGAACCGGUGGUUGGAUUCAUCAAGCAGAAACUUCAAAUUUUGCACCUUGGAUCGUAAUUUCAGCUCCAAGUGCGGGAAACUAUUCGUCGGGAGAUUCUGUAUCUGUAUUUCCACGUAUUGAAGCAUACGCGUAUAUACGCUGAAGGGAAAGAACGAUGGAGAAAUUCUCGGCGACGCUAAGAAUUGGUGACUUGAAUGAUUACAUAGCACCUUCACAGGGUUGCGUGAUCAAAACGGAGAAUGCAGGAAAUGUAGGGAAAGUGAAGACCACUAGUAAAACAGUGCCGAAUGAGCCUGUGAAGAUCUCGCUGAAAGAUUGCUUAGCUUGCAGUGGGUGCAUAACAUCUGCAGAAACAGUUAUGCUCGAGAAGCAGAGUUUAGAUGAGUUUCUUUCAAAUAUCAAUGAAGGAAAAGCUGUUAUUGUCUCCCUCUCUCCCCAAUCUAGAGCUUCUCUUGCUGCUCAUUUUGGUCUUUCCAAUCAUCAGGUCUUCGCAAAACUCACAGCAUUAUUAAAAUCACUAGGUGUGAUAUCAGUCUUUGAUACCAGCUGCAGUCGAGAUUUAACACUCAUUGAAUCUUGUAAUGAAUUCAUUGCACGCUAUAAACAGAGCAAGUUAAAUGAUGAUGAGAAAUCAAAAUCAUCCAUUCCUGUGAUUUCAUCUUCAUGUCCAGGUUGGAUUUGUUAUGCAGAAAAAACUCUUGGUUCUUAUAUUCUCCCAUAUAUUUCAUCUGUGAAAAGUCCUCAACAAGCAAUUGGAACUGCUAUUAAGAAACAUCUUUGCCAGAAACUACAUUUGCGGCCAGCAGACAUAUAUCAUGUUACUGUAAUGCCAUGUUAUGACAAGAAGCUUGAAGCUGCACGAGAUGACUUUGUCUUUCAAACAGAUACAGAUGGUGAAAGAGUCACAGAGGUAGACUCAGUAUUAACCACUGGAGAAGUUCUAGAUUUAAUUCAGUUAAAGUCCGUUGAUUUUGCUGGUUUAGAAGAAUCUCCGGUGGACAAACUAUUGUCAAAUGUUGACGAAGAAGGCCAUCUAUUCGGUGUUCGUGGAAGUUCCGGUGGAUAUGCCGACACUAUAUUCCGAUAUGCAGCAAAAGUACUUUUUGGAAAGGAAAUUGAAGGUCCUCUUGAGUAUAAGACUAUAAAAAACGCGGAUCUUCGUGAAGUGACUCUUGAAGUAGAUGGCCAAAUUGUGUUGAGAUUUGCUCUAUGUUAUGGAUUCAGGAACCUCCGCAACAUUGUUAUGAAAAUUAAAAGUAAGAAGUGCGAGUACCAUUUCGUUGAGAUCAUGGCUUGCCCUUCAGGGUGCCUAAAUGGUGGGGGUCAGAUCAAGCCUAAGCCAGGGCAAUCAGCAAAAGAUUUGAUCCAGUUGUUAGAAACAACUUACGCAGAGAAUGUUUUGGUUGCUGAUCCUUUCAAAAAUCCUCGUAUCAAAAGGCUAUAUGAUGAAUGGCUUGGGGAACCUGGUUCUGAGACGGCAAAGAGACAUCUGCACACCGAAUACCACCCUAUUGUCAAAAGCUUGACCUCCGAGUUUCAGAAUUGGUGAGAAAUGCUUCGGUGAGAGUUUUAACUAUACUCUUAUAUUCCAUAAGUUCGCCUCUGCAUUAGGUGUGGUAUAGUUUGAUCCCGACACUGUGGAUAUCAAAAUUCUCCGUAUCUCUUAUUGGUAGGCAGGUGGUAUAUUCUAUAGCGAACCAGUUUUGGUAGGAAAUGUUACUGUAUAGGCUAAUGUUUGGUGCUUCACAUGAUUAUUUAGAACAGAUCUAUUGUUUACCAAGCUUUACUGUGUAUUGCCAUCUUUCGACAAGCAUAUGACAUGCUUGUAAGGCCUUGUUUAUCACUUUUCCUACUAAACUAUCGAGUGUAUGAAAUCUAAAAUUCAUCUCAAUACAAAUGAAAGCUACAUUUAUCAUA